CCCCUAAGGUUUUGGAGCCGUGGGAAGUUAUAAAUAGCCAAGAUGAGGGCCCAUAUGCUGUCAGAACCAAGGUUGGCUGGGUCAUUAAUGGUCCUCUUCAUGGUGGAAGCUGUAGAGGUGGUGACACUGCACAGGCUCCGCAGGAAUACCGCAUGAAGGUACAUCUAUUUGGAGCUGCAUCAUCGCCAAGCUGUGCCAAUUAUGCCUUAAGGAGAACUGCAGAUGACAACGCAGAACACUUCCCUCCAGAAGUUGUGAGUACAGUGAAAAACAAUUUUUAUGUUGAUGAUUGCCUCCGUUCAAUGGCCUCAGAAGAGGAAGCUAGGAAAAUGAUCCAGGAUUUAACUGCACUCUGUCAGAAGGGAGGAUUCACUCUGUCAAAAUGGGUCAGCAAUAGUCGUGCAGUGUUGCGCUCUGUCAGUGAAGUCCACAGAGCAAAAGACAUGAUGGAGCUGGAUUUGGAUACAGAUCAACUUCCUGUUGAACGUACAUUAGUACAGUGGUACGUUGAGACUGAUCAAUUUGGAUUUAAGGCCUCAGUACAAGAGCAACCACGGACGAGAAGAGGAAUUCUUUCGGUGGUCAGCUCCCUUUAUGACCCAUUGGGCUUCCUUGCUCCAUUCAGCAUGAUGGCAAAGUUGUUACUGCAGGAACUCUGUAAAAGAAACCUAGGAUGGGACGAAGUUAUUCCCCAUGUUCUCACUAAGCAAUGGGCUGGCUGGUUGGAAGAUCUCCACAAGGUGGCAAGGUUCAAGAUUGAUCGUUGCAUUAAGCCUAAUGACUUUGGCAACCCUCUCACUAUACAGCUUCAUCACUUCUCUGAUGCCAGCGAGGUUGGGUAUGGAGCUGUCUCUUACUUAAGACUGGAAAGGGACAAUAAAGUGCAUGUUGCAUUUAUGAUGGGGAAGGCCAGAGUUGCUCCACUGAAGCAGACAACAAUUCCUCGCCUAGAGCUAACAGCUGCAGUCCUUGCUGUCAGAGUAGACCGCAUGCUACGGAAGGAGUUGCAACUUAGGCUGGAGAAGUCAGUUUUCUGGACGGACAGCACAACAGUCCUUAAAUAUAUAUCAAAUGAAAACCGGCGAUUCUAUACCUUUGUGGCCAACCGAAUUGCAGUCAUCAGGGAGGCAACUGAUAUUGAUCAGUGGAGAUAUGUGGGGACAAAGGAAAACCCAGCAGAUGAAGCGUCAAGAGGAAUGAGGGCAGAAGAUCUCCUGAAUGGAAGGAGAUGGAUAAUGGGACCUGAUUUCCUUUACAAGUCCAAGGAAGGGUGGCCUAAAUUAGAUGAAGACCUUCAGUGGGUGUAG
Messenger RNA from Micropterus dolomieu (smallmouth bass), 1307 nucleotides. RefSeq lists its product as uncharacterized. The record is from RefSeq and is a predicted model, not a curated record. The transcript is spliced from 3 exons. Bases 153 to 1307 code for a protein of 384 amino acids. Lineage: Eukaryota; Metazoa; Chordata; Actinopteri; Centrarchiformes; Centrarchidae.